AUGGCAGGCACGGACUGGGGAAACCAAACUGCCAUCACAAAAUUCAUCCUCCUGGGAUUCGGGAAUCUCCCUGACCUGCAAAUUCUUCUCUUCCUGAUGUUCCUAGUGAUUUGCAUCGCAACUGUGGCUGGGAACACCCUCAUCAUUGUGCUGGUUGUAGCUGAUCAGCACCUGCACACCCCCAUGUACUUCUUCCUGGGGAACUUGUCCUGGUUGGAGAUCUGCUACAGCUCCACUAUCCUGCCCAGGAUGCUGGCCAGUCUCCUGACUGGGGACAGAACCAUUUCUGUCAGUGGCUGCAUCACACAACUGUACUUCUUUGGUCUUCUGGCAUCCUCAGAAUGCUAUCUGCUAGCAGCCAUGUCUUAUGAUCGGUAUUUAGCAAUAUGUAAACCCUUGCAUUAUUCAACUCUUAUGAAUACCAGGUUUUGCCUCCAUUUGGUUGCUGGGUCCUGGUUAAAUGGUUGUUUGGCUACUACCAUGUUGGUAUUAUUCAUGUCACAGUUCAUAUUCUGUGGCCCAAAUGAAAUUGACCAUUUCUAUUGUGAAUCCCUCCCAUUGAUAAUACUCACCUGUGGGGACACACACCUGAUCGUAUUGCUGGAUUUCCUAUUUGCCUGUGUAUUCACUCUGCCUCCAUUUCUACUAACCCUGAUGUCCUAUAUUUGUAUCAUCGCUGCGAUCCUGAGAAUCCCUUCCAGCACCGGAAGGCAAAAGGCAUUUUCCACCUGCUCCUCCCACCUCAUUGUGGUGACAUUUUUCUAUGGAACAAUAAUGAUUGUGUACAUGCUCCUCAACCGUGAUACACUGAGCAACCUGAACAAAGUGCUCUCUCUUUGCUACACAGUCCUGACUCCCCUGCUUAACCCCCUCAUCUACAGCCUGAGAAACAGAGAGGUCAGGGAAGCCUUGAGCAAAGCCGUCAGUAAAUAUGGCUUUCACAAAGAAUUGCAGAGAAUCCUAGAUAAUAACUAA
Messenger RNA from Terrapene triunguis (Three-toed box turtle), 975 nucleotides. Its product is annotated as olfactory receptor 6N1-like. Gene Ontology annotation, molecular function: G protein-coupled receptor activity; olfactory receptor activity. NCBI's taxonomy places the organism in Eukaryota, Metazoa, Chordata, Testudines, Emydidae. Gene Ontology annotation, biological process: G protein-coupled receptor signaling pathway. The record is from RefSeq and is a predicted model, not a curated record. The transcript has a single exon. Gene Ontology annotation, cellular component: membrane. The coding region runs from base 1 to 975 and encodes 324 amino acids.